Nannochloropsis gaditana CCMP526 is the source of this 673-nucleotide messenger RNA. RefSeq lists its product as uncharacterized. The transcript has a single exon. The record is from RefSeq and is a predicted model, not a curated record. Gene Ontology annotation, molecular function: protein N-acetylglucosaminyltransferase activity. The annotation marks the transcript as partial. Gene Ontology annotation, cellular component: endoplasmic reticulum lumen.
AAAUUUUGGAAAGAGUUCCUGCCAGAGAUAAUCAUAGUUCCUCCUUCGAAAAACCACAUAUACCACGUUCAAAAUCUUCUUGCGGGGACCGGAACACCUUGCGCUCACUGGGGUCAUUGUCAGCCUGACAAUCGGCCCAGGGGAAUCUUCGAUCCUCCCGAUGCGGCUUUGAAUUUGCGUUCGCUCGUCUUCCAUCGAUAUGGCAUUCUAGAAAGGGAACAGCUAGUCACUAUCCGAGUUCCGCGGAAGGAUCCCCCUCGAGUGACCUUAGUGCAAAGGUCAAAGAGUCGUUGCAUCUACAAUUUGCAAGAAGUUGUUAGCAUGAUUGAAGUGCAAAUGGGCAGCUCUCCAAAAGUUGUUGAUAUGGCUCAGCUCUCUAUCGAAGAACAGGUCUUAUUAGCGUAUAAUACUGACAUUUUUAUACUUGUGCAUGGCGGUGCAUUGACACAUAUACUUUGGCUUCCCACACGUGCCCUAAUCAUAGAUAUAUAUCCUCAUGGAUUCUCAAUUGAUCACCACAGUGGCAUUGUCCACUGGAUUCGAAAGUCCAUGGAGCCAGCUUAUCAUAUCGGUCACUUACCAUUUGCAGUUGAAACGUCAGUUGGUCAAAGUACAACGCAGGGACCUUUGAUUUCUGGAUGCGUGUGUCAUACUGCUGGGUGUCAAUUUCGCG